GUAAAUUGAAAUUUAUUUAUUAGUUUCCUAAACAAUUUUUUGGGAUGUUGAUUCGCACCGCUCGCAAAAACAGGAAGAAGAGCUAUGACAUGGAGGAUUCCGAAUCGCAGAAGCCUGAAAAGAAUCCUAGUCCUGCGCGAAAGGAGGAUCGCAAGGAGGAUCGCAAGGAGCGUAGGAAGGAGCAGGAAAUGGAACGCAAACGGGAAGUGGAACGGCGAAAGGAAAUCGCUCGCGAAAAGGAGCAGGAAAAGCAGAAUCAGCAGAAGUGGCACAAGGAACUGGAGAAGGAACGUCAGCGUGAAAAGGAAUUGCAGCGGGAUCACCUGAGGCAGGAGGCAUCCACUUCCUCCAAACGAGUGAAUGCAGAAAUCACCAAGUUCGACGACGAAUUCGAGCGGGACAUUGAGAAGUUGGAGCGCAGCAUUUGCCAGCUGGAUUUCCGCUCCAAAACGAUGGCCACCAUGUGGAUGGACAAGCUGCGCCAGCCACCUCACAAUGCAGCAGAAGCUAGAUCUAGGAACAUAAUAGCAUCCCAUCUGCUCAAGUGCUGUGGCGAUAACAUAUUCAAGAUGGAGCCCUUCAACCAUCCUCCGCCACCACAAAACUUGACCAGCAUACGGGAGAAGAUGUACUUAACGCGCGAUAGUACGUGCCACGGAAUGCCCAUUGCCAGGCCGAAAGAACCCAAUGCCAAUCUAACCCAAUUGUUUAGCGAUUCGUACGAUGGUGGUGCGUUCCUCCGCCAGCUUCCUGUGCCACGUGAUGGGGCAUUCUUUAUCUAUCACAUGCAGCCAAAUUUAUAAAAGUGAAUUGGCUUUGGGAGGCAAGCCAGCUAAAUUCAAUUUGUAUUUUUUAUACCAAAUGUGGGUUAAUACUCUUUACGAUAGUAAAUAAAGCGAGCUCGAGUUGU
Drosophila erecta is the source of this 910-nucleotide messenger RNA. RefSeq names its product splicing regulatory glutamine/lysine-rich protein 1. The record is from RefSeq and is a predicted model, not a curated record. NCBI's taxonomy places the organism in Eukaryota, Metazoa, Arthropoda, Insecta, Diptera, Drosophilidae. Bases 45 to 803 code for a protein of 252 amino acids. The transcript is spliced from 2 exons.